This is a messenger RNA of Brassica oleracea var. oleracea, 1536 nucleotides long. Its product is annotated as sugar transport protein 10. The record is from RefSeq and is a predicted model, not a curated record. Gene Ontology annotation, biological process: monosaccharide transmembrane transport. Gene Ontology annotation, molecular function: monosaccharide transmembrane transporter activity. Lineage: Eukaryota; Viridiplantae; Streptophyta; Magnoliopsida; Brassicales; Brassicaceae. Gene Ontology annotation, cellular component: membrane. Bases 1 to 1536 code for a protein of 511 amino acids. The transcript is spliced from 3 exons.
AUGGCAGGAGGAGCUUUUGUGUCAGAAGGAGGAAAUGGUGGAAGAGAUUAUGAAGGAGGAGUCACAGUUUUCGUUGUCAUAACAUGUAUGGUUGCGGCCAUGGGAGGUCUCCUCUUUGGUUAUGACCUUGGAAUCUCAGGAGGUGUGACCUCAAUGAAUGAGUUUCUUAGCAAGUUCUUCCCACAAUUAGAGAAGCAGAGGGUAAAGGCGAAGCACGAGACGGCUUACUGCAAAUUUGAUGACCAAAAGCUCCAAUUGUUUACUUCUUCUCUCUACUUAGCAGCUUUGGUAGCUUCCUUUGUGGCUUCGGUUGUUACUAGGAAGUAUGGACGAAAGGUUUCCAUGUUUACCGGUGGACUUGCUUUCCUCACCGGUGCACUGAUCAACGCCUUUGCCAUUAAUGUCACAAUGCUCAUCAUCGGUAGACUUUUGCUCGGUGUAGGUGUGGGAUUUGCUAAUCAGUCUACUCCGGUUUACCUCUCGGAAAUGGCUCCAGCAAAGAUAAGAGGAGCGCUAAACAUUUGUUUCCAGGUGGCUAUUACGUCUGGAAUCUUGGUGGCGAAUCUGAUCAACUAUGGAACAUCUAAUAUGGCUAAAAAUGGGUGGAGGGUUUCUUUAGGUUUAGCAGCUGUUCCAGCAAUUCUUAUGGUGAUCGGAUCAUUCUUUUUGCCCGAUACACCAAACUCAAUGCUUGAGAGAGGCAAAUACGAGGAAGCAAAACAAAUGUUGAAGAAAGUACGAGGAACGGAAAACGUUGACCAUGAGUUUCAAGAUAUACGCGAUGCAUGUGAAGCUGCUAAAAAGGUAGAACAUCCAUGGAAAAACAUCAUGCAGAGCAAAUACAGACCGGCUUUAGUCUUCUGCUCGGCCAUUCCCUUUUUCCAGCAGAUUACUGGAAUUAAUGUCAUUAUGUUCUACGCUCCUGUUCUCUUCAAGACUCUUGGUUUUGGAGAUGAUGCUGCUCUUAUGUCGGCUGUAAUAACCGGUGUAGUUAACGUGCUCGCGACCUUUGUCUCCCUAUACUCGGUUGAUAGAUUUGGAAGAAGGUUUCUUUUCCUUGAAGGUGGCAUUCAAAUGUUCAUAUGUCAGAUUCUUGUUGGUUCAUUUAUCGGUUUAAAAUUCGGAACCACGGGAACCGGAACCUUGACACCCGCAACAGCAGACUGGAUUCUUGUUUUCAUAUGCGUGUACGUUGCUGGAUUUGCAUGGUCAUGGGGUCCAUUGGGUUGGUUAGUACCCAGUGAGAUCUGUCCAUUGGAAAUCAGACCAGCGGGACAAGCCAUCAACGUCUCAGUCAACAUGUUCUUCACUUUCCUCAUUGGUCAAUUCUUCUUGACAAUGCUUUGUCACAUGAAGUUUGGUCUCUUCUACUUCUUUGCAGGCAUGGUUGCCAUCAUGACCAUCUUCAUCUACUUUUUGUUUCCGGAGACUAGAGGUGUUCCCAUUGAAGAGAUGGGAAGAGUUUGGAAGCAACAUUGGUUCUGGAAAAAUUACAUUCCAGAUGAUGCAGUUAUUGGUGGAAAUGAUGAAAACUAA